Molecule: messenger RNA, 678 nt
Organism: Populus nigra (black poplar)
Lineage: Eukaryota; Viridiplantae; Streptophyta; Magnoliopsida; Malpighiales; Salicaceae
Product: germin-like protein subfamily 1 member 16
Exons: 2
Coding region: 1-678 (225 amino acids)
Cellular component (GO): cell wall
Molecular function (GO): manganese ion binding
Source: RefSeq, a predicted model, not a curated record
AUGAAAGUUGCUAAUUUGCUAGGAGCUCUUGCUCUCUUGGCUCUGGCUUCCUCAUUUGCCACUGCCUAUGACCCCAGCCCCCUUCAAGACAUAUGUGUAGCCAUAAACGAUACUGAUUCUGCUGUCCUCGUCAAUGGGAAAUUUUGCAAGAAUCCAAGCCUUUACACUCCAGAUGAUUUCUCGUUUUCUGGGUUUGAUGUUCCUGGAAACACGUCAAAUCAACUUGGAGUGCAUGUUAAUAUAGUGACGGCCGAUCUAAUGCCAGGACUUAACACUCUUGGUGUAUCUAUGGCACGUAUAGAUUUUGCUCCAAAUGGUGGCCUGAACCCUCCACACUAUCACCCUAGAGCGUCAGAGCUUCUAUUGGUUGUGAAGGGCACUCUUUAUGCUGGUUUUGUCACGUCAAACCCUGAUCAUCGUCUCUUUGCAAAGAUUCUAAAACCAGGAGAUCUCAUUGUGUUUCCAUUUGGCCUCGUUCACUUUCAGUUGAAUAUUGGAAAAACUCCAGCAGUUGCUAUCGCUGCAUUAACAAGUCAAAAUCCAGGAGUAAAUACAGUAGCAAAUGCAAUCUUUGGAGCCAGUCCCUCUAUUAAUCCUGCUGUCAUCACCACAGCAUUCCAUUUGGAUAGAAAACUUGUGGAGGAUCUCCAGAGUCAAGAAUGGGUGAACCCUACAUAA